AUGGAACCAAUUAAUUUAGGUAUUACAGCUGAUUUCCACGUCCAUUUACGUGAUGGUUCAAUGUGUGAAUUAAUAACACCAACUGUUAGACAAGGUGGUGUAGCUAUAGCUUAUGUCAUGCCGAAUUUGGUUCCUCCAAUUACAACUAAAAAGCAAGUUGAAGAAUACCAUCGUAAAUUAGAUAUUUUAUCUUCAAAAACAACAUUUCUAAUGUCGUUAUAUCUUUGUAAGGAACUAACUCCAGAACUUAUAGAUGAAUGUAAAGAUUUAAUUCAUGGUAUUAAAUGUUAUCCAGCUGGUGUUACAACAAAUUCAAAAUACGGGGUUGAUCCAAAUGAUUUUUCAUCUUUUUAUCCAAUUUUUGAAGCUAUGGAAAGAAAUAAUUUAGUUUUAAAUAUUCAUGGUGAAAAACCAGGAUCUGAUAAUGAUGAUAUUAAUGUUAUUAAUGCUGAACCAAGAUUUUUACCUGCCCUUAAAAAAUUACAUCAAGAUUUUCCAAAUUUAAAAAUUAUUUUAGAACAUUGUACAACAGCUGAAUCUAUAAAUUUAAUACGUGAAUUGAAUAAAGACGGUAAAGGCACAAUAGCUGCAACUAUAACAGCUCAUCACUUAUAUUUAAUAAUUGAUAAUUGGGCUGGUAAUCCAAUAAAUUUUUGUAAACCAGUUGCAAAAUUUCAAAAUGAUAGAAAAGCAUUAAUUGAAGCUGCAACUAAUGGUGAACCUUGGUUUUUUUUCGGUUCAGAUAGUGCACCACAUCCUAUCCAUGCUAAACAACAACAUGUCGGUGUUUGUGCUGGUGUUUAUACACAAAAUAAUGCAAUUAGUUAUGUUGCAGAAAUAUUUGAUAAACAAGGAAAGUUGGAAAAUUUAAAAAAAUUUGUUAGUGAGAAUGGUAUUAAAUUUUAUGGUUUAACAAAAGAAUUGGAAAAACAUAAACAAGCUGUUUGGUUGAUUAAAAGGGAUAAUAAAGUACCUGCUGUUAUAGGAAAUGGAUCUAUUGAAGUUGUACCAUUUAAAGCUAAUGAUACUUUAAAAUAUACGAUUGAAUGGAGAUAA
Messenger RNA from Insectozyma verbasci, 1056 nucleotides. Lineage: Eukaryota; Fungi; Ascomycota; Pichiomycetes; Serinales; Debaryomycetaceae. The record is from the annotation of a GenBank genome assembly.